UUUAUAACUCACCUCUCUAUAUAUUUUCUUCCCACUUUUCCCUUCCAUUUCUCUCUCUCUCUCUCUCUCUCUCUUUCUCUCUCUAACAUAUAUAGUACUGCUAAUUAAUGGAAGCUCAGGAGGAUUAUAAUCAACUCAUGAUCAAACAGAUGACGAUCAAAGGAAAACGCACAAAGCGCCAUAGGGCACAGCCACACGGUCCGGUCUCCUCCUUAGUCUUAUCCAUUGCUCCCUCAAGCUCGUCGAGCAGCGGUGGUGCCGGUGGAUUAGCCCUACUAGACGGUGUUUCAACGUCGUCGUCCGAUGAUCAGUCCGCGGAGAUCAUUAGUAGGACGGAGGAGGAGGACAUGGCCAAUUGUCUAAUUCUUUUGGCUCAAGGUCGUGAUCGUCACGACCAUCAUGGUGAUCGUGAUGGCCCGAGAAAUUCGGAGCCUGCGGCUGUGAGGCACGCGAACGACGUUGUUUAUCAGUGCAAGACAUGUGACCGGUGUUUCCCGUCGUUUCAAGCGCUCGGUGGACACAGAGCGAGCCACAAGAAGCCGAAGGGGAACAACUCCGCAGCAGAAGAGAAGAAAACGUCGUUUUUUCUUGUUGAGGAUCAUGAGCAAUUUGUCAGUAGUGCCACUAGCACGACUCUUUCGCUACAGAUGUCGAGUAGGGGCAUUUUGAGAAAUGGAAAUAAUAGGAUCAGUGUUAGUAACACUAAUAAUAGUAACAAGGCUAAGGUUCAUGAGUGCUCAAUAUGUGGAGCUGAAUUCACGUCCGGUCAGGCCUUGGGAGGCCACAUGAGGAGGCACAGAGCGACGUCGUUUAUGACGGCACCGACGACGUUGAGUGUGGGGACCACGAGUAGCUCCGAUCACCAGUCACGGGAAUCAAAAAAACCAAGGAAUGUUCUACAGCUGGAUCUUAACCUACCGGCACUGGAUGAUGAUCGACGUGAGACUAAGUUUCCGUUCUCCAGCAAGGAACAAGUCAUCGUGUUCGCGGCGUCUCCGCUGGUGGAUUGCCACUACUAAUCAUGAUCAAAAUCACGUACUGCACUGUUAAUUAUUAGAUACAUAU
Molecule: messenger RNA, 1065 nt
Organism: Morus notabilis
Lineage: Eukaryota; Viridiplantae; Streptophyta; Magnoliopsida; Rosales; Moraceae
Product: zinc finger protein ZAT5
Exons: 1
Coding region: 108-1019 (303 amino acids)
Source: RefSeq, a predicted model, not a curated record